AUGUCAGCAAGACAACUAUUCCAAAAGGCUAAGAAUUAUAAACCUGAUCUUUUAAAAAGUAUUCAAAAAAUCAAUCGUAUUAUUGCAAAUCCAGAAAAUUCAUUUAAAUUAGAUGGAUCAAAAUUUAAAGAACUUGAAUUAUCAGUAUAUCAUCAUCAACAACAACAACAACAACAAUCUAAAAUAGUUGAUAAAUCAAAUUUAGGUAUUAAUCAAUUAAUUAAAGAGAAAUUACCAAGUUUAAAAUAUCAUAAUCCAAAUUUAAAAUUUACUAUUCAUAAUAUUUUAAUAAAUGAAGAAAAUUCUAAUAAAGAUAUUAAAAUUGAUAAUUUAUUAAAAAUUCAUGGUUUUGAAGAUAAAGAUAAUUUAAAUAUCGAAUGUUCUGGUAAAUCAGGUAGUAAAAUUUUUGAUGAAUUAAUUCAACGUACUGGUGCUGUGAAAAUUAAUGAACUGGAACUUGUUGAAAUUCCAACUCAUCCAACUAAAUAA
Molecule: messenger RNA, 489 nt
Organism: Candida tropicalis MYA-3404
Lineage: Eukaryota; Fungi; Ascomycota; Pichiomycetes; Serinales; Debaryomycetaceae
Product: mitochondrial 54S ribosomal protein MRP49
Exons: 1
Coding region: 1-489 (162 amino acids)
Source: RefSeq, a predicted model, not a curated record